Phoenix dactylifera (date palm) is the source of this 576-nucleotide messenger RNA. RefSeq names its product zinc finger protein 10-like. Lineage: Eukaryota; Viridiplantae; Streptophyta; Magnoliopsida; Arecales; Arecaceae. The record is from RefSeq and is a predicted model, not a curated record.
AUGGAGGCCGAUGACCUGAGCUCUGAGGAACCCGAGAUGGCCGAGCCUGGAGAAAACGGUGGCUCGAGCACUCACGCUGGCCGGUCCUACGACUGCAUCUUCUGCAAGAGAGGCUUCUGUAAUGCCCAAGCCCUAGGAGGUCACAUGAACAUCCACAGGAAGGAUAGAGCCAAGCUAAAACAUCCCUCCAAUCAAAGCCCACUCCCUUUCGACAUCCCCAACAAGUUUGCUCCCUCGUAUUCUCCGACCCCUGAGAACUACCCAUCCAAGCCGAUGCAUGGAAGCCAUAAUAUUAGAGGGUGCAUGUCCACAUGGCCAUGGAUGGCUCCAAAUGAACAAGGCAUCCCCGGAAAUAGGAUCCUCGAUGAAGGUGGGCCGAGGCAGAUGCCUUUGUUCGUCGAGAGGCCAUCACGAGGAGAUGGUCCCGCUUCGGGGGGCUUCGGCGAGCGAGGAGAAGAGGUAGAGCAGUCGGGCUAUGGAGCAGCGGCAAUGGAAUUAGACCUUGAACUCCGACUAGGAGUACCAGCUGAACCAUCUCAUACUGUCUCGGCAGCAGGCUUCAAGGAGUUUUUGUGA